AUGGUCAACCCCGGUGGCGGAACUGGAGGCAGAGAUGUGCCGGCGCUUCAAUGGCACAUUAUCAAAAGCGAUGUUCCCUUUGAGCUCUUGGCCGUCCAGGUGUCCCCCCUCAAGGUCCACCACGGGUGUUACUUCAACGCCUGUCGGCAACCCUUGAGUCCGUACGAGUGCCUGGAAUUCCUGUUUGACCAGACGUUCUGCUACAUGUCCGGAUUUGCCCGGCAUUUGACGGACUGGUUAUCUCCACUGAUGGCGUAA
Molecule: messenger RNA, 258 nt
Organism: Puccinia triticina
Lineage: Eukaryota; Fungi; Basidiomycota; Pucciniomycetes; Pucciniales; Pucciniaceae
Exons: 3
Coding region: 1-258 (85 amino acids)
Source: RefSeq, a predicted model, not a curated record